Messenger RNA from Paramormyrops kingsleyae, 4048 nucleotides. It is a transcript of the gene ahcyl2b, whose product is annotated as adenosylhomocysteinase like 2b. The record is from RefSeq and is a predicted model, not a curated record. Gene Ontology annotation, cellular component: cytosol. Lineage: Eukaryota; Metazoa; Chordata; Actinopteri; Osteoglossiformes; Mormyridae. Gene Ontology annotation, biological process: L-methionine cycle.
GCCUCGAUUUUGCUUUGUAUUUUUUUUUUAAACUCUGUUUUCUUUUUCUGCCAUCUUGAUAGCUGUGGCUUCGUGGUGCCCAGUGGAAAAUCUUUUAGCGGAAAAUGUGUUCUGUGAAAUGCCGACUUCCCAGAGAUAAGAUUACAGUGAUCGGCUCAAGCUAGUUAUUGUAGCAACCGUUGGAGUCCGAAGACGAGUGUCCCCCAGUUUAGCUGUGGCUGUUUCAGAGUAUUGGCACAAAGCGAUUGGGUGUGAUGUGUUUAUACCUUUUGACUUGCUGACAGUGUAAUGAAUCCUGACUUGGACUCUGACCACAUGGAUUCGCCUUAUCCAUGGAAACUUAUAUCUCUUUCAGUAUCCAGCACUAUACUGGGCCUCGGAUUGCUUGGGCGGAGCCUGUAGCCGUGAACCAGGUCCGAAUGCUGUGAGUUCUAAACCCGGCCCAGGUGACGUAGCUUAGAGGGUGCUCGGUCUGACUUUGGUCAACGUGCAGUCGUGCGAAAGGGCAGAGCGUGGGGCACGGUCCCGGUUUUUUUUACAAAACCCUGUGGUGAUGCAAAUAAGCAGCCCGUGGAAUUUCUGGAUGGAGUUCAGGGAUCAGACCAGCGGGGAAGGAUCAGGUCGGCGAGAGAUGAGCGUGGGAUGCCCCUUCCAGACCAGCAAAUCCAGUUUGCUGACCAGAAGCAGGAGUUUAACAAGCGGCCCACCAAGAUUGGCCGGCGCUCACUGUCCCGGUCCAUCUCGCAGUCGUCCACAGACAGCUACAGCUCAGCUGCCUCCUACACAGACAGCUCUGACGAUGAGACCUCCCCGCGGGACAAGCAGCAGAAGAACUCUAAGGGGCAAAGUGACUUCUGCAUCAAGAACAUCAAGCAGGCGGAGUUUGGGCGCCGGGAGAUCGAGAUCGCUGAGCAGGAGAUGCCAGCGCUGAUGGCCCUGAGGAAGAGAGCCCAGGGGGAGAAACCCCUAGCUGGGGCCAAGGUGGUGGGAUGUACCCACAUCACUGCCCAGACAGCAGUUCUGAUGGAGACUCUGUCUGCCCUGGGUGCCCAGUGCAGGUGGGCCGCCUGCAACAUCUACUCCACCCAGAAUGAGGUGGCUGCCGCCCUGGGUGAGGGGGGGUUCUCGGUUUUUGCCUGGAAGGGGGAGUCUGAAGACGACUUCUGGUGGUGCAUCGACCGCUGCGUCAACGUGGAGGGAUGGCAGCCCAACAUGAUUCUGGAUGAUGGGGGCGACCUCACCCACUGGAUCUACAAGAAGUACCCCAACAUGUUCAAAAAGAUCAAAGGAAUCGUGGAAGAGAGUGUAACCGGGGUCCACAGGCUGUACCAGCUCUCCAAGGCCGGGAAGCUGUGCGUUCCAGCCAUGAACGUCAACGACUCGGUGACCAAGCAGAAGUUUGACAACCUCUACUGCUGCCGGGAGUCUAUUCUGGAUGGCCUGAAACGGACCACGGACGUGAUGUUCGGGGGGAAGCAGGUCGUGGUUUGCGGGUAUGGAGAAGUCGGCAAAGGCUGCUGUGCUGCUCUGAAGGCCAUGGGCUCCAUCGUCUACGUCACGGAGAUCGACCCCAUCUGCGCCCUGCAGGCCUGCAUGGAUGGAUUCAGGUUAGUGAAACUGAGUGAAGUCAUCCGUCAGGUGGACAUCGUCAUCACCUGCACAGGCAAUAAGAACGUGGUGGUGCGGGAAUACCUAGACCGCAUGAAAAACGGGUGCAUAGUCUGCAACAUGGGACACUCGAACACGGAGAUUGAUGUGGCCAGCCUGCGGACGCCUGAGCUGACCUGGGAGCGUGUGAGGUCACAGGUGGACCACGUUAUCUGGCCCGACGGCAAGAGGAUAGUCCUGCUGGCAGAGGGCCGCCUCCUGAACCUGAGCUGCUCGACGGUGCCCACCUUCGUGCUCUCCAUCACCGCCACCACACAGGCCCUCGCUCUGAUAGAGCUGUACAAUGCUCCUGAAGGCCGCUACAAGCAAGACGUCUACCUACUGCCCAAGAAAAUGGAUGAGUACGUCGCUAGCCUCCAUCUUCCCACAUUUGACGCACACCUCACCGAGCUGACGGAGGAGCAGGCCAAGUACCUGGGCCUGAAUAAGAACGGCCCCUUCAAGCCCAACUAUUACAGGUACUAAACUGGUGCGAAACUGGCAGAAGAAUAUAGGGAGCUUGGGGGGAAACACAGACUUCACAACUGUACAGACCAUGAAACGAGGAGAGAGGAGGUCAUUUUUUGCCCUGCCAUUUGAGUGGGAGGACCUCUGCUGUCUGGGAGUGGCGUGCAAACUUGCCAGUUUUUAUUUAACAUAGAAUAUUACACUCUAACCCUGUGAGUUGGUCCUGCUGCUUGGUCUCUUGGGAUGGAAGACGUAUCACUUCACAGCACAUUUUCUGUCACCCAGCCUGUCGGUCACCAUAAUGUCACUAAGUUUAUGUAUAAAACUAAAUUCUGUCUACAAAAAUGUAAAUAAGGAUGAAUGAGAACCUAUGAUGAUUUUAAUAUCCAUGAAUCUUCUUUUAUUCUUUGGAUCCUCAGACUAGGGUUUCGGGGAUUCAGUUUUAUUGGUUUUAUUUUUAUUUUAGAGCCACGAUCAAAAUUCAGAUUCCCCCCCCCCCCUAGUGAAGAUGGUGGUUGAAAACUAGCGGGGUUCCUUACCCCAGUCGAUCAAACACUAAGCCAAAUCUCUGUCUGCAUCGUACUACCUACCUUCGGACUUCCCAUUGUUUGUGAUUUAAGGAUUACCAGCUGUUCCAACGAAGCGGCCGUCACACUCGGACCUUUAUUCAUACCACAGAAGCUGUGAGUUUCACUUUGUUUUGCUUUCUGUCUAUGCUGAACCUAGGGACACGGUCUUGGUAUUAUAAAAUGGGUGUAUAUUUAGAUUUUUAUAUAGAAAUUAAGCCCUUUCCCCUUAUGCUUCCUUUAUCAUUUGUUUUUCUUAACCUUAACAAAAAACAAAAUAUUAUAAGGUGUAAUGCAUAUGUACUGAGCUGAGAAGCAGAAUCGUGUAGGGUUUGGCCUGGUCGUGGGCUCUCUCUGGGUCAAUGGGUACUUAACGGAGGAGAUAUUGCUGUCAUACUGCUAUACAGGUUGGCUUAAACCAGUGCGGAUACUGGAGGGGCCAUUUUAUCGGAAAUGUUUUAAUAUUAUGAUUUGAUAUUUACACAUAUAAAGAGUCUGAUGUCCCUAAUUGGUCUUUUGCCAACAUGGGUGGAAUAUGCCCUUCAUUUCAGUGUAUUUCUGACCUGCUUUUGAUUAGUUUGACCUAUGAACUUUUCCCUUUUGUUGGGGUGUGUCCCUGUGUCAUUGACACACAGCAUCUGAUGCUGAUUCCAUCAUUAAAGGCAACUGGAAGCCAGGCAUUCCAGCCUAGUUUGGGGGGAACUUUGUUAAUAAACAAUCUACUGCAUGGGAUUAAGAGCCGGCAAAAAGUCACAAGAAAGCAUCUGUUUUACACUCUGUGGAAUCUAUGAACAUGGCAAUGAUAUUUUAAGCUUCAUUCACUAUUCAUUUUUCUAUUUAUAGGGCAAAAUGUUACUCUUAAUAAGCAAUCAGGUGUUGUGUUGUAUACUAAUUAACUUCCAACUGAAGAUCAUUGCUCCGCCCCCGACCACAUUGACCUGGAAAAAUUCAUCCCACAUAGUUCGUGUCAAGUGUCCAUAACCAUAGUUGUUCAUUCAUUCUCAAAUCUGAGCUUUGCUGACUUCUCCUGUUCACGCGUACAAGCCCACGCCCUCCCGGUUCCAGGUGUUUCUAAUAUGUCAAUCGCAAACACCCAAGUGUUGCUGCCGUCUCCAGACUGCAGCGUGUGCGUCUGAGAGGAGUCAUCUGGCACCAUCAUCAGAAGGGAGGGUCGAUCAUCACCACCUUGGGCUGGUUAUAGACAAUAUGAAGAACAAAAAAAAGAGAAAUGUCCUGUAUUUAUUGUUGUAAAUCUUCAGUAAAAUUACAAAAUCUGAUUUUAAGUUGUCUAAAAAAAUGUUUUAAAUAUUGCAAGUGAUUAUGGUAGCAAUAAUGAAUCUGUAAACACAAUAAAAUAUGUAAAAAUA